Molecule: messenger RNA, 5501 nt
Organism: Dermacentor andersoni
Lineage: Eukaryota; Metazoa; Arthropoda; Arachnida; Ixodida; Ixodidae
Biological process (GO): regulation of transcription by RNA polymerase II
Cellular component (GO): nucleus
Molecular function (GO): RNA polymerase II cis-regulatory region sequence-specific DNA binding; DNA-binding transcription factor activity, RNA polymerase II-specific
Source: RefSeq, a predicted model, not a curated record
CACUGGUGGCGUAGCGGCGCUGCUAUCGAAGUUGCGGGUGGCCGAAAGCAGUUAUCGAGCACUUUGUUGAGCGUCUUUAUUUUUGCCAGCGAUCGUAGGGAAUGUCACAAGCCGUAGCAAAUACAGUAUGCAGUUGACGAAAUGGCCUCGACGCCCGAACAAGUUGUCUGCACACCGACUUUUGUGUUUCCAGCCGCCUUCCCAGAAACAUACGGCAAAUUGCUGAUUGCCGAAGCGAGCAGCUGUUACGGAUUUGACCCUCGACAGCACCUGGCCAACUUUCACGCCACUGCCCCUCCAGCAGCCAGCAGCGUGCCCCAACCAGUGGUGCAGAACUCUGAGGAGGCUGCUCACCAGGGUCUCAAAGCAGUCAAGUCACAGCCACGCAGCUCCCUGACAACGCUCAAGAUUCCACAGGUGCCAGCAAGCGACUUUGGCCGCAGCCUGGGGUCAGCUCCUGUUGCCUUCCCGGGCAUUGAGCCACACAAGGCGGCGGCUGCACCUGCCCAGAAAGUGGAAGCGUCAGUGGCUUCUGAGAGCCCCAAAGGGGACAAACUGUGGCCCUGCCCAUCUUGCAAGGUGCCUUUCAAGGCAGCCUCUGAGCUGCAGCAGCACUUAGGCCAGCACACGCGCUCAGAGCGAGCCGUUGGGGCAGUGCCCUGUGAGGUGUGUGGAAAGUUGUUUGCUUCAGCGGAGCGAGUCCGAGCUCACGUGCGGGCAGCUCAUGGUGAGAAGGCCUGCGCCUGUGACAUCUGUGGCAGCGGCUUCAGCUACCGGUGCAAGUUGCUGGAUCACAUGCGGACGCACACGGGUGACAAGCCGUUCCGGUGCGAGGUGUGUGGAAAGAGCUUCUCGCAGAAGAACCACCUGACGCGCCAUGCCAUGAUCCACACGGGUGAGCGGCCGUUCCCGUGCGACUUCUGUGGGCGGGGCUUCUACCGCAAGGACAAGCUGGCCCGGCACCGGCGCGUGCACACAGGUGAGCGCCCCCACGUUUGCCUAGUGUGCGGCAAGAGCUACGGCCGCCGAGAGAAGCUGGCGCGCCACCUGCGAGCUCAUGCGGGCGAGCGGCCCUUCGGCUGCUCCCAGUGCGGCCGCCGGUUCCUCGAGCCCCGGGACUUGAGCCGACACAAAUGCGCCGCCCCCCCUUGUUCCAGUGGGCAGCAGCAGCACCAGCAGCAGCAGCAGCAGCAGCAGCAGCAGCAGCCAGCCGAGAGCCUCCUGCUCCUCGCCGGGGGUGGUCCCCUCGCGGGGCUCUACCAGCGGCUCCAGCAGCAAGGUGCCGGCAGCACCACCGCCAAUGCCCCCCCAGCUGGGCAGCCCCAACCAGACAACCCCUUUCGGCCCCGGCAGCUUCAAACCUGACUGGCAGCCACCUGCCAGUCUGGCCAGUCCCCGCCACUGACUGUGAGAGUGCCGCCUGCAUCUGCUGCAGCUCGGAAAUUAUUUUCCCGUACUAGCCGGACUUGCGUGUCUUUAGGCACUGGAGGGUGUCACUCUGUGCCUGCACUUAGUAGGUGCGACGGCCCCAUACCCCAUAGGGCAGGGCUUAUCACCAGCUGACCUCUUGCAGCCAUUGCAAUUCAGUAUGUGUUUUGCUCAAGUUUUGUUUCCUAGAAGAGAUGUAUGCAUGAGCAGAAGAUGAACAGUUGUGUGCUGCGAGAAUUACAUCCUUUAACGAAGUGAUACACGUGUGGAAAUGUAUGCAGAUUUGAAUGUCCAGGUUUUUAUUUUUCUGCUUUUAUCCUUUUAGCCUUGCAUUGUCACGCCUUUGUAAAAAAAAUCUUCUAGUAGACGUAUGUCCUCUUGCGUGUAGUCGUAAUGCUCAAUUUCUUUCUUUCUUUCUUUUUUUUAAUGUGUAGUGUUCAUUUCCUGGUACUGUUCUCUGUCAAAGUCAGUACGUCUGGUAACUGUAUGGAUGGAUCAUUAAGGAAAACAUACUCAUAUGUAGAAGAUGCACCAAUUUUGAUUUCCUGCCUUUUUCAUUCUGCACGUUUGAGUGUGCGUUUGUGUGUGUGUAAAAAUUUCAAUAUGAUCACCAUGCAGGAAUGUAGUCACAGGCCCUGUUGGGACUGCAAUCAUCUACUUAAUUCACUAAAAUGUUUAUGUACAGGAUGAUUGUGCUAGUUUUCCUCGCUUUCUCGGCCUACACCACCAUAAAAGCACAAUUUGCGGACUGUGCAAGUCUGAAAGCUGUGGUGCAAAUUUGUUUCCUGUAGUGGUCGUGCAUGAAUCCAACAGGUAAUUGAAUUACUUUGUUAGUUUUAACAUUGUCGUGGAGCGGCAUAGAAACAUGACCCCUUUGUGUUUCUUGCCAUGCCUGCUCGGCAAAUUCUGCCACACGUGCUUUCACAUGGUAGAGAAGGAAGACAUAGUAAUGGACAUGGUAGAGCAUGAAGACAUAGUCAUGGCAUGGCUUCAUGUUGUACUGCAUAGUGUCAUGCACUAUGCUUUUGUUUAGCUGGUGUGGAAGCCAAUGAAAGAAGAUCACAUGCAGCGUGGCAUUGAAGCUACUGGCAGUUACCCUAAAGUGUUAGUCAAGAAAGUGCGGCUUGUGAGGACUGACUUGUGUAGUGUAAGGGGGGCAUGAGUGUCUGCCCUGUCAUUUUCUUUGUUAUUAUCAAGCGUUAUAAGCAAAAACAACUUUAUGUACGUUGACCACAUUGAUGUUAUAGUUUCUUUCUUCACAUUUCUUGUACAAAGACAGGAGACACAAGGUGGAGUAGGUUACUGAAAGAUGAGUGUUUUUGUAAAUUGGUCAAGUUUGCAUGGGUAUAUACAAAAAUGGUGCUGAACAGAAUGAGCACCCUUCAAAAACAUUUAUAAAAGUGGCUUGCCAACUCUUUUUUAGGUGGCGUUAAUUGUAGCCCAAAUAAGACUUGUUGCGUAAAGACAUCUACUGCACUGUUGCCACAUGGUAACAACAGCCAUGUGAAGUAAGCCAAUAGGAUUCAGCUGUAGUGGUGAUCUUUGACAGGAUGAACACCAACUGAAUGCUUACAAAGGACAAGGUGGGUGCCUCACCUCAAUCACCGAAGGUACUCACCAGCCUCACCAAAGGUACUUCUGGGCAUGCACUGAGGCAUGCAGCUUAUGUGAGCCGAUUUGAGGUUCUGUUCUCGCACAUCUGCUUGUCCAUGCACUCUUCCUCUACCAGGUAGGUAAUCCCCCUAAUAUGGAGUGCUUGAUGUCAGUUCGGUGCCUGUGAUACACACUACAAGGGUUAGUUUUUGGCCACCUGCCCACUAAGAAAAUAAAGAAAAAGUUGCCUGUGGAAGCAGCUUAUGUUCUCUGCAACAUACAGACCAUGGAAAAAGCAUGAAUAGUGGCAUAGCCAGUUUCUUCUUUGUUGAAGUGUUUUCAUGCACCUACAACAAUAUUGAAAUGAUCUGGGUUUAACCAGCAAUGCAUUAGUUGACGUUAGCUAACAUUACUUAACAGCACUGCUGAAAACAGCCAUUAUACAGUGGUGCAGUCAGUACCAGUGUCGUCAUUUCUCAGAUAGAAUAAAAUAACUGCAAUAUUGGCACUGUGACCUCCCCCCCCCCCCCCCGAAUAGAAAAAUAGAAACAGCUAAAUUUGUGUUGUAGAGCCCCUAUAACUGUGUAGCCAAUGUUCUUGCAAGGGAAAAACAAUGGCAAACUUGCAUUUGUUCAAUGUGAAUGGAAUUAAAAUAACACUAAUGCUGCAGGCUGUGAGAAGAGAGUUGUCGCAGGAGUUUUAGCUGUCUUCCUUGUGUAGUUUGGAGUAUAUGAUUUGACAUUUACUCUUAGUGUUAGUGCAUCUGGUGCAAGCAUAAUGCAGCUCCCUUGCGACUCAUUUUAUUGCUCCAGCUAAAAAGCAAGCUUCUCUGCUUGCUGUAUACCAAGAUGCACAUGCAUGAUUAAUGCCCAUGAGCUGUUAAUAUGAUUGGCGGAGUGGUAUUGGCAUCUUCAGGGGAUCACCAGUGAGAAGCACCCAUCAACAUUUUGUCAGGUUUUUCUGUUUGCACGGGUAGCUUUUAUUUGACACGAAUGGGUCGGCUUGUGCUUGCCUAAACAUUUUCACCUGGGUAAAGCUCUGCAGCGGUACUGCUCAGUGACGUAACAGUGUUGAUACUCGUUGGCUAAGUAUGCCUGCAUACAAAAGUUUGCAGAGUGUGGCAUAGGCAAAAAACUGAAUUUGUACACAAACUAAGUUAAUGUCUUGGCAUUUAAAGCACCCUCCAGUGUUUGUGUACAAGCAUAGGUAACGCUUGUCAUACCCUGGCAGUGUGCCAAGGUGUUGAAACAAAUCUGUCCUGUGUUAUGCCUGUAGCUUUUGACUACAGGUGUGUUGCAUUUUCAUGGACAUGCUCGUCACUUAUUUACUGAAGACAAAAUAUAAAGUGCGAUAUUGUGCCACCGUCCUUAGGCUUGCACCUGUGGACUUUGAGUCCCUACAAUUCCAUUGCCUUCCUGAACUUGCUACUUGAGGUGCUCUACAGUGCCCUUCUGUCAGUGUUGCAGCAUGCAGUGUCAUUUGCCUUGAAUUAAUGCAGGCAUAAUGAAAAACUUAAAUGUGUCUGUUUUGGUUGCUGUGUGUGCUGCCACUGUUCUAAUGCAAAGUUGUACACUCUGCGUGGGGCAUGAAUGUCCUUUUCCUCAAGUGCUGGGAAGUAGCUGCAUGUGCACUUUUUCCUUCUCUCUCUUCUUUCUAAAGUGGCUGCCUGCUCUGCUAUGCUAAGGCAUUCUGCUGCUGACUACAAAGUUACAACGAGUUUGCUUUGGGGAAGUCUUGACUGUAUUCUGGUGUUGGGGAUGUGGAAGUAUGCUUGAGGAGGUGUGCUUAGUUUUCAAGUGCGCUGAAAGAGAACCCCAAGUGGUCAAAAUUAAUAUUGGUGAUCAAAAUUAUGAUUGAGUGCCUCCUCCUACGGCAUCUCUGGUAGUCCAGAUGUUUCUUUGCGACCAUGCAUUGAGAAGUGCAACAGGAAUUUUUUGUAUUUGGACAUGUUGAACACCAUUAUCAAUAGAAUCUAGUCUGUUAUGCUGGGGUGCUGCAUAAAUACACGAAUGUGGGUAAUGAACCACAGCGGUGCUGUAUGUAGUGCAGAAAAUUGAGCUGGCUUGCAAGGUCUGUACUUCACAGCACUCCUUGCACUUGUGGGAAAGGUUGUGUGGGCCUUGCACAAACAGUGUUAGAUGCUGCAUUAACUCAACAUGUUUCAAAAACCAUUAAACAUUGCUGACAAAUUGCAGAUACCUGGUUUUUCUCCCCCACAUUCUCUGCUGGCCAGUCAGCCAAAGAUGAACCACUACAAAGGUGCUUGCACUAUUGCAGAGGAGAAUUGUGCCAAACGUUUGUUAUGGCUUGUGUUUGUGUGAUUUACAUGGUUUUCUAGUGUGUUUCUUUCUUGCUACUUUGUAUUAUGGAGGCAGUGCUUGUCAGAUUCUUUUUUCCCCUCUUUUCAAAGCAUGCCCAUCUACAUUUUUCAUUGCAAUAGAAAUCAUGUUGUAGAAACAAUAAACAAGACUUUUAAAGCA